This is a messenger RNA of Dicentrarchus labrax (European seabass), 4709 nucleotides long. Its product is annotated as solute carrier family 41 member 1-like. Gene Ontology annotation, cellular component: plasma membrane. Gene Ontology annotation, molecular function: monoatomic cation transmembrane transporter activity. NCBI's taxonomy places the organism in Eukaryota, Metazoa, Chordata, Actinopteri, Moronidae. The transcript has 10 exons. The record is from RefSeq and is a predicted model, not a curated record. Gene Ontology annotation, biological process: monoatomic cation transport. Bases 1518 to 2873 code for a protein of 451 amino acids.
UGUACAUAAAGGCUACUGAUUCUAAUCUCUGUGCCAGAUAUUUAUGGAAUAGCAAAUGACAUGAGAAAGACAAGAAGAGACAAAAGAGUGACGUAACCAACUGAACAGACUGAAAAAGUCCAGGGGGUGACAGUUAGUGGCAGCCUGUGUGUUUCUACCAAUCAAAGAGGAUAAACUGUGUCCUUUCCAGGCAGCAGCAGCACCACGUGUUAGUGACAGGUACAGCACCUGCUGCUGCUCCGAGUGCGUCACCCACUUCUAGUGAGGACAUCGAAGAGCAGGGAAAGGAGGAGCUAUUAAAGAGGGGGAGAGCUCAUCUGCAGUAUCCUCUGAACUGGCUUAAAAAGAGACCAGGAGGAAAAGAGGAAAACUGAAGAGAGAAGAGUACUGAUAACAGUCGGGUCACCUUGUUUAUACUCAGACGUCUGCAGCAUCACCCCCCCACCCUCACACACACACACACACACAACCGCACACACACUGUCCUCCGUCUUGUCCCUCCCUCCACCACAGAGCUCUGUCACGACUCAUCUAUCCGUCUGGAAUCAGAGGGAAGCCCUGGCAGCAGCACGGACACAGACAAGCGUCCGACAUCACACCGUCCAUCAGUGUCCCCUCACACAGCUCGCAGCCUGGACGGACAUCCCGGCGUUCCCCUGAUCAAAAUGAGGAAGGGGCUCCAGAGUAGUCAAUCUCACACAGGGCAUCAGCACAGCGGCGAGGAGAAAGAGAAGGAGGUGUGGAGGGAGAAGGAGGAGAAGGAGUGGCAGCACAGGAGGGCUGAGAAGAAACUGCUGGCCUUCUGGAUGUCCUUGUCCUACAGGACCUGGACCUUCUUCAGGCCCCGCGAGAGACCGGGCUUCCAGCGCUCUGCAUCGGCCGCCCGGCUGCUGAAGAGUGAGGCAUGAGGAGAGGGAGUGUGUGUGCAUGGCUGUAAUGAGUGUGUGUGUGUGUGUGUGUGUGUGUGUGUGUGUGUGUGUUGUGUGUGUGGAGGUCUGUCAGUAGCAGAGUGUCAUAAGAGGCCUCACAGACCUGCUGUCAAGUGGACCUGUGUGUGUGUGUGUGUGUGUGUGUGUGUGUGUGUGUGUGUGUGUGUGUGUGUGUGUGUGUGUGUGUGUGAAUGAAUACAUGUAUGUGUGUGCUCCAUUCAAGUGGAUGAAAGCAGCUUCCUCCACCUAGUCCACCAUUUGCAAAAGUACUUUGUGUUGCUGCCCUACCAGCACUGGAGUGACAGGUGAAGGGCAAAACAAGCUCGUUGAAUCCCUCUUUGUUGCUGUUUUUUGCUAAACUACUCCAAGGAAAACCCUUUUCAGAAAUAAAUCCCAUCUCCUGUGACUUUUGAAAGAGUCACAGGUGAGGUGAAGACAAGAAAUCUUCUCUCUGAAACGGAUCAUUCUCAAAUCUGCCUGACUGACUGAACAAAAAAGCUCGGAGGCUGAUUUUUGUGGUGCGGACGAGCCACCCCUCCCUACCAUACCAACAGUUUCCAGGCAGGGAUGGGUUAACAGGGAUCAGCCAUGGUGGUGACCCAUCUGGCUCUGGAGCUGCGUUUCCAGGGCAAGAAGCUGAGGGGCUUCUCAUGCAAAUUGACCCGCUCGGCCCACGGCUUUCUGCCAGAGAGCUCGUGGAUCAUCGCACUCCAGGUCCUGCUGCCGUACCUGGUGUCGGGCCUGGGCAUGGUGGCAGCUGGGAUAGUCAUGGAUAUAGUGCAACACUGGGAGGUGUUUAAGGAGAUCUCUGAGGUGUUUAUCUUGGUGCCAGCCCUGGUGGGGCUGAAGGGGAAUCUGGAAAUGACAUUGGCAUCCAGACUGUCAACAGCAGCCAACAUGGGGCAGAUGGAUGAGGCCCAGCAGCAGUGGAGGAUGGUGUUCUGUAAUCUGGCUCUCAUUCAGGUCCAGGCCACAGUUGUGGGCUUCCUGGCAGCGGUUGCAGCUGUGGGUCUCGGGGGUCUGACCAGGGGAAGAGUGGAUGUCACCCAGGCUGCAGUCCUGUGCGCCAGCAGCGUCACCACUGCAUUCAUCGCUGCACUGUCUCUAGGUCUGGUGAUGGUGGCAGUGAUUAUUGGAUCCAGGAAAGUGGGCAUCAACCCGGAUAAUGUGGCCACGCCCAUCGCCGCCAGCCUCGGAGACCUCAUCACUGUGUCUCUGCUUGCUGGGGUCAGCAGCUUCUUUUUCUGUUACAGAGACAUGUGGUACCUGCCUCCUGCCGUGUGUGGCUUCUUCCUGCUCCUUAUCCCAGCAUGGGUCAUUAUUGCCCGUCGCUCUCCACCAAUCAGAGAGGUCCUAAAGUCAGGCUGGCAACCUGUCAUUUUGGCCAUGUCCAUCAGCAGUAUUGGUGGUCUGAUUCUGGAUAAGACGGUGAGCAAUCCAAACUAUGAGGGUAUGGCAGUGUUUACUCCAGUCAUCAAUGGUGUAGGGGGAAAUCUGGUGGCCAUCCAGGCCAGCAGGAUGUCCACCUACCUCCACUACUGGAGCGUUCCUGGAGCUCUGCCAUUUAAAAUGAGUGGCAACUGUCCUGGACCCUGUGCCACCUUCUGCUCCUCAGAUGUGAACUCCAAAUCAGCCAGAGUCCUGGUCAUCCUUGUAGUCCCUGGUCACCUCCUCUUCCUGUACACCAUCCACCUCCUGCAGGGAGGCCAUACUGCUAUGACGUCCACGUUUAUCAUCUGCUACCUGUCUGCAGCUCUACUUCAGGUGGUGAUUUUGCUUUGUGCGGCCAGCCUGAUGGUGCGAUGGCUAUGGCGAAGGGGACUGGAUCCAGACAACUUCUCCAUCCCCUACCUCACAGCUCUGGGUGACCUGUUGGGGACUGGCUUCCUGGCUCUGAGUUUCAGACUGAUUUUGAUGGUCAGUUCUACUGGCACUGGAGUUUGACACAGACAGGUCGUGCACACCAUAAAUGUACUGUUCUCUAUAUGCAAGUGGCUGAAACAUACUGUUCAUUUCAUUUAUAAGUUCAUUUGAUUGAAGAAGGAACGUGAGGAUAAGAUCACAGGUGGUAAAUAUGGCAUUAUAAUUGUGCCUCAGUACUGUGUGUGCAAUGGGACAGAAACAUUUUUUGCAAGCAAAUUAUCAAAUUAUAGCAGCAUUAUAUUCAUGGUUCCUUUUAAAAAAGUACCCUUCAGUGUUUUAACUCUGCAGCAAAAGUGCUUGUAAAACAUGUUUAAAACCCUGACUAGUGUGUAUUUCUAAAGCUAGCUGACUUACUACUAAUCACCUCAUAGCACGCUUUUAAAAUGCUUAGUCAACUAGCUUAUUUAGGCUAAAUCUGGCAGACAAUUACAGAGGAAAUGGGUAGACUGGAGUGACAGAGGUUAUUAUUGUGUUCUUGCAUAGAUACUGUAAUAGCAAACAUGCACAUACAUUUAUUGAGCACAGUAUUUUUUUGUGUGGUAAUAGUUUCUCCAAUAUGAUAAUUUAAAGGUCCAGUGUGUAACAUUUGGGAAGAUCUUUAAAUAAAAUAUUCUAGUAUAACAUAAUCUAAUAUUAUAUUAUAUGUAUUUAAUAUAUAUAAUAGUAAUAUAAUAUGUUGGUAUUUAUAUCUAAUUCACAUUUUCAUUAGUGUAUAAUCACCUGAAAAUAAGAAUAAUUGCGAGAUGUUUUUAUGUAUCUACAGAGGGAGUGGGAGUCCACAAUGUUUCUACAGUAGCCCAGAACAGACCAACCAAGCACUGGCUAUAGAUAGGGCAUUUUCCAUCCAUAUACUAUAUGUUCUCCUACACGCUUGGUUGAGUCAAGGGGUUUUAGUUGGUUGGAAUCUGCAGACCCACCGCCAGAUGCCACCAUAUCCUACACACAAAAAAAUCUGUGCUCUGAAUAUCCUUUUGUGUUCAAGAUUGAGGCUCAAAUAUAACAACAUAAAUAAGUGGUUGCAAAAACAGAGGCAGAAACAAGCAGGAUCAAAAUAGAAAGAAUAGGGUGAGGAAAGUGUGGACUUCUUUUGCACUUUGGUCUCCAUAUUUGCCAGCUCACUGUGAUCAGUAGUUGCACACUGUUCCCUGGAGCUGCACUCAUCUCAAUACCAACACCACCCAGCGUGGCACUGUACAAACAACAUCCAUCUAAAAGGGAUACAAGUGGGAAUAUUGUAGAACCACUGUAUUGUUACCUGUUGACACAUCUGUAUACCUAUUGUCAGCUCUUAAAUGUUAGAUGGCAAAUGAUUGUAUUAAGGCAAUAAUAAUAUAGAAUUGAGUGUAAAUGUAUUCCACAUAAAUCACAUGCUGCACUGUCUGGAUGAAUGCUAGAUUUUAUUGUGUUUAUUUUAUGUAGAUGUGUGCCUUUAAACCGUGAUAAGCCUUCAGUUCUCUGAUGUGUUCCUAUGGCCUCUAAGUUUGAUGUUGCCAAAUUUCUACAGGAUAUUCAUUUUUUGUGCAGCAUAGUGCCACUGAAUAUAGCCUGUUGUACUUAACUGUCUCUACGUUAGUAUGUGUUCCAGGUAUUGACAGUACAGAUAUUUUCUUUGUGCUAUUUUUGUGAACAAAUAAUUCAGUAUGGAUCUCUCUGUACUUGGCCUUUUCAAUUGUUUGAUAUGCACUUUUAGAAAGAUUGUCUUUACUGAUCUGAAAAUAGCAUCCAAAGAUGGUAAUAAUCCUAUUUUCACAGUGACAUCAAGCUUGAUCGGACUUUGUAGUGCUCACAUUUGUAAAAACUUGUAGAUGACAUCUUUGCAACCAUGAUUUGUCAUUGAAAUAAAAGACUGACAUGUGA